GCGAGCACGGAAGCGGAAACUCGGCCAUCUCCUCGCACAGCCAAGCUACUACAGGUUUUCAUCUUUCGACGGCUGUGGUUUUCAGACCCAAUGUUGCCACGGGAAGAAACAAAAAAACUAAGACACAGCACUCUAUGAAUGAAUGGCAGACGAGAUAGAGAAACAAACCAUUUCCAAGAAGAGAGAGACCCUUAUUGUGUAUUGUCCUUGAGUACAGACUGCAAUAUAACUUGGCGGCCAGACCGUUGCCAUGUCGACCUCAUCGCUACGGCGACAAGUAAAGAACAUUGUGCACAACUAUUCAGAGGCUGAAAUCAAGGUUAGAGAAGCAACAUCCAAUGACCCAUGGGGUCCCAGCAGCUCUCUUAUGUCGGAGAUUGCGGAUCUGACCUACAAUGUUGUGGCCUUCUCUGAAAUCAUGAGCAUGGUGUGGAAGCGGCUCAAUGAUCACGGCAAGAACUGGAGACAUGUGUACAAGGCGAUGACUCUUAUGGAAUACCUGAUUAAGACGGGUUCAGAACGAGUUGCCCAACAGUGUCGAGAAAAUAUAUACGCAGUCCAGACUCUGAAGGACUUUCAGUACAUAGACAGGGAUGGCAAAGAUCAGGGGCUGAAUGUGCGAGAAAAGGCUAAACAACUGGUGACAUUGUUGAAAGAUGAAGAAAAACUAAGAGAAGAGAGGAUCCAUGCCCUCAAAACCAAAGAGAAGAUGGCACAGACCACCAGUGCCUCUUCAGCUCCUUCCGCCCCCAGCCUGGGGGGCAGCUUGUCACUGGGCUCACAAUCUGGAGGGGCAGACCCAGAGCAAGCCUGGCCACAGAGCUCUGGAGAAGAAGACCUGCAGCUUCAACUGGCUUUGGCCAUGAGUAAAGAAGAGGCAGAGCAGACUAGCGCGGACCCUCUGGAGGAUGCAGAGCUUCGCUAUGCAAUCACACUCAGCAAAGAGAUCCAGCAAAAGGAGGAGCGACUGCGCAGAGGUGAUGACCUGAGACUGCAGAUGGCCCUCGAGGAAAGCAGAAAAGAGAAAGCUCAACCAGAGGAGGGAGCGUUGAUGGAGCUGGGUGCUGUGGAUCCCUGGGGGGCCUCUGCCUCUGCCACUGUUAGCUCUGCCGGCCCUUCACCUCCACCGGCAGUUUCUGUCCCUGCUGCCUCUGGCCCGUGGGGCGCAGCCGCUGCAGAUCCAUGGGGAGUAGCAUCACCAACCUCCCCGACAAGCUCUGACCCCUGGAGUGGUGGGCCCCCGCCCGCUAUAGCCCCUCCUCCAGACCCCUGGGGAGAGACGUCCAACAAAGUUAACGACGCAGACCCAUGGGGAAGCUCAGCUGUGACCCCCCCCAGUGCUGACCCCUGGGGCUCCCCAGUGCCACCCAGUACAUCCUCCUCGGGGGGCCCGGUAGACCCCUGGGCAAGGGACGGGCCUCUCCCUGCCUCUGAUCUUGUCACCUCUGACAUCUGGAGUGGCACCGCCAAACACACUAACGGCACAGGAGAUCCAGAGCGGCGAGGGUCUUCAACAACAGGCUGCAACAGUACAGGCUCACCGGUGCCGUUUGAUUUGUCCUCACUUGGUUCUUCACUUCCUGUUCGUAAGACUCCCGAGUCCUUCCUCGGCCCCAACGCAGCGCUUGUUGAUCUCGAUUCCCUGGUGUCAUCGAAACCUAAACCCAAACAGCCACCACCUCCUUCACUCUCUUCAUCUUCAGCACACAACCCCUUUCUUCAAAACACAGGCUCUUCUCCUGUUCCUGGCAUGGCUGUGACUCCAGGAAGUACUAUUUCCAGUAGGGGAGUUUCUCCAACACCGGUUUCCUCCAACCCUUUCGGCGUUGCACCUACCAUGACCUCCAUCUCACCCCAGCCCUCAUCACUGGGCCUGAGCAGCUUGCGCACCAGUCCUGUGCCUCCUAAUCCCAUGCUGGGCAUGAUGCAACCAGGAAUGGGCAUGGGCCCGAUGAGUGUUGGAAUGGGGGCUCCAGGAAUGGGAGCGGCCAUGAUGCAGGCCAGUCCCAUGGGAAUGCCCUUCGGUGGUCUCUCUCCUAUGGCACCACCAGGCUCUGGUCUGUUGGGGCCGGGGGGCGCGCCACCUCCUCAGCUGAUUUUGGGUGGGCCCGCAGGAGCAGGAGGAGUGAUGGGGGCAGGGGGAUCAAUGGGAGGUGGAGGAACAACAGGAGCUAGCACCAAUCCGUUUCUUCUUUGAGGAAGUGUCACCACUAAAUCGCUCACCUUUCUGCCUCUUCUGUCGUACCUGCUGCCCCCUUCAUUCAUCUCCCCUUCAACAAAAGUCGUGUCCACAAAUAAAAACAUCUACAUUUCUAUAUUUAAAGAAAAAAAAAAUCCAAAAUUAUGUUUGUUUUCCUUCAAAAGCAUUAUUUCAUUUCAGAAUAAUUAUCCAUAUUUAGUUCCUUUCAUUUCAAAAUGGGAUAUUUUGUGAUGGGAAAUAGAGAUCUAUUUAUUUUGUUUUAAUCCACCUUUGUUCUGUAUUGUACUUCAUUGUGUGCAUGCGUGCGUGCGUGUAUGUAUGCGUGAGUUUUUUCCUCCAGUUCUGUCAUGAGACGAAGGUAAGUCUGUGAUAACAGGUAGCUUUUUCAGUAGUGUGUCUCUACUUUAAUGCGACUGCACACGAGAGAGCUGGAGGAAGAGGUCGCAUAGCCUCUAACAAACUGAACAGAGAAACUCUUGUACCUCCUCUUCCUCUUCUCCCUGUAGAAAGACGAUGAGCACUGGAUCACUGAAAUGAAAUGAGCGCAUCAAUGAGGAUUUUCAUGUUUUUUAAAAUGGACUUCAGAAGGAGAUGUCGACUGGAUAACCUGCAUUAACAUUUCAGGCACAAUGUGAUCAAAUUGCUUCAGCUAUUUCACUUUUUAAUUUAAUUUAAUAUUACGUGUAAUUUAUUUUUUCCAAUGCCUGGGAACAAAUAAAACAAAAUAUCAUGCAACGAUGCCAUUUAAAUCAGAUUCUUAUUUUUUUUCUGUUCCUGAUUAUUGCAAAAAUCAGAGCCCUGAUGUCUUUGUUCUGUUGGGGGAAAUUAUAUUUGUCGAAUGUGUGGGUUUACAGGGAUGUGUGAGAAACAAAUGAUUAUUUGUGUGUGCAUGUGUGAGAAAAUGCCAGUUUGUGUAUAUGUAUCAGAUUUUGUGUCCAAUUUCAUUUCAGCAACUGAAAGGAAGAAAUUAUAUUAAUUUUUGCUUUUGAAAGUCACUUGUAUUAAUAUGUCAUGUUGGGAGUUCAAAUGAGGUAUUAUAAGGGUCACAUGGUUUUCUGACAGUUUCACACUUUGUUUUUCAAAAGCAAUUUUUAUUCUUAUACAUUUCAUUUUGCAUCCCCGGAGCACAGGCGUCCUGGAGCAACACUGUCCUCAUUUUUCACCCCCCACUUUUUUUUUUGUUUGUUUGGAGAGGGCGCGCUGCUGAUGCUUCUUUAGAAAAAAGACAAUUAUUUAAAUCAAUGGAAGGAGAUAAAACAUGCUCCAUGCUGUCCUUUUAAUUUAGUUCAAAUAAUUUGUUAUUUUAUAUCAAGAAGAAUAUCUUAUCGGGUAAGGUUGAAUUUUGUGUGGUGUCAACUGUGAACAUUCACAUUUGAAAAGCAAAAUGGAGAAAAAAAAUUAAAAGAAAUUUAUGAAAUAAAAAC
Molecule: messenger RNA, 3624 nt
Organism: Cololabis saira (Pacific saury)
Lineage: Eukaryota; Metazoa; Chordata; Actinopteri; Beloniformes; Belonidae
Gene: epn1a
Product: epsin 1a
Exons: 13
Coding region: 251-2197 (648 amino acids)
Biological process (GO): endocytosis
Cellular component (GO): clathrin vesicle coat; endosome; plasma membrane
Molecular function (GO): phospholipid binding; clathrin binding
Source: RefSeq, a predicted model, not a curated record